AUGUUACGACAGUUGAGUCUCAAAUACAAUAUAUUUACGAGUAUAGCUCUCACAAAGUCAGAAAGCAAUUCAGUGGGCACACUGGCAAAUACUUCCUAUGCCUUGAAGGACAAUAUCGUUACUCGUGACGCGCCUACAACAUGCUCCUCGAGAAUUCUUACCAAUUAUGUCUCUCCAUUUGAAUCUACCGUAAGCAGACUAUUGGCCGAGGAGGGUUCGCAUCUAGUGGGGAAGACAAACAUGGACGAAUUUGGCAUGGGGAACUCCUGUUUGAAUUCGCAUUUUGGGCCCACCCUGAAUCCUUUGUACGAACAAAAAUCAGACAUAGUAGAUCUUAAGGAAAAGGAGUUCUGGACCAGAGGUGAAAAAAUAACCGAGGACCUUACCUUCGAGAAUCCACACACAGACACUUAUUUGCAUCGAAAUUACCUAGUUUCUGAACUCAAAUCGGAUUACAAAGUUGACCCUGAAAUGAGGAUUGUUGGUGGAUCGUCAGGAGGAUCUGCUGCGGCGGUUGCAGCUGAUUUAGUAGACUAUGCUGUAGGAACAGAUACUGGAGGGUCAGUCAGAUUACCAUCAUGCUACACAUCCAUAUUCGGUUUCAAGCCAUCUUACGGAAGAAUCUCAAGAUGGGGGUUGAUACCAUACGCUCAAUCGCUGGACACAAUUGGCAUUAUGUCUAAAGACAUAAAGUUGGUCAGGAGAGUAUUUGGUGUAUUAGACAAGUACGAUAGCUCAGACCCCACGUCAGUCUCACAAGAGAACAGAAUAUAUGACGACAAUCUGAACUCCAAAAUUAAAAUAGGUAUCCCUGCCGAGAUGAGCUUGGGGAACCUGGAAGAUGAUGUGAAAGAAAAAUGGAGGAAGAUGCUCAAACAGCUGCAAAAAUCCCCCAAAUUUGAGCUCUUUCUGAUAUCUCUGCCUUCACUUUCGAAGAGCCUCCCUGCAUAUUACACUCUGGUGACUUCUGAGGCAUCUUCUAAUUUAGCCAGAUACGAUGGAAUAAGAUACGGAUAUCGCACCGGCGAAUAUACCAGUGUCGAGCCAGAGUUUGCCAAAACCCGAUCCGAGGGAUUCGGUGUUGAAGUUAAGCGUCGGAUAAUUCUGGGGUCGUAUUCUUUGUCCUCUUAUGGUUACAAAAGUCAUUUCAUGAAUGCUACCAAUGUAAGGUCUAAGCUGAUUCAAGAGUUCAAUAGAGUUUUCAAAGAGCCACACAUGCUGAAUAAAAACCACAAUCCUGAUGGCAUUGACUUCAUUUUGUGCCCAACUGCUACCUCUUUGCCUCCUCUUGUGUCGCAAUACCAAAAAGUCACUCCCGUGGAGUCAUAUAUGAACGAUAUCCUGACCGUCCCAUUUUCUCUUGCUGGACUUCCUGCAAUUAACAUCCCACUUGGAAGAUCGGUAGGUUUCCAAGUGGCCGGACAAUUAGGCCACGAUUAUAAAGUUUUGAAGUUCGCGCAAAUGAUAGAUGAGUUGCAGAUAAGAUGA
Molecule: messenger RNA, 1488 nt
Organism: Ogataea haglerorum
Lineage: Eukaryota; Fungi; Ascomycota; Pichiomycetes; Pichiales; Pichiaceae
Exons: 1
Coding region: 1-1488 (495 amino acids)
Biological process (GO): mitochondrial translation; glutaminyl-tRNAGln biosynthesis via transamidation
Cellular component (GO): mitochondrion; glutamyl-tRNA(Gln) amidotransferase complex
Molecular function (GO): glutaminyl-tRNA synthase (glutamine-hydrolyzing) activity
Source: RefSeq, a predicted model, not a curated record